Drosophila biarmipes is the source of this 406-nucleotide messenger RNA. RefSeq names its product cuticle protein 70, isoforms A and B. The record is from RefSeq and is a predicted model, not a curated record. Lineage: Eukaryota; Metazoa; Arthropoda; Insecta; Diptera; Drosophilidae. The transcript has 2 exons. Bases 33 to 374 code for a protein of 113 amino acids.
CUCCGAAGAAGCAAAUCAAAGACAAAGCCACCAUGUUCAAAUACGCCGUCGUUGUCCUCGCCCUCGUUGCCUGUGCUGCUGCCAGGCCCGGCCUCCUGGGUGCCCCUCUGGCCUACUCUGCUCCCCUGGCCUACACUGCCCCCGCUGCCUUGGUGGCUGCUCCUGCUCCAGUCGUGACCGCCACCAGCAGCCAGGUGAUCGCCAGGAACUACAAUGGAAUCGCCGCUGCUCCAGUGAUUGCUCCCGUGGCCGCUCCAGUGGCAGCUCCAGUGGUCGCCAAGUACGCAGCUGCUCCUCUGGCGUACUCCUUUCCCCUGGCAUACUCCUCACCUUUAGCUUACAGUGCCCUGCCAGCUGCUCCGGUUCUUGUCUAAGCGUUAAAAAAAAUAAAAGAAUUCAAACCGAA